AAAAACUCACCUGCAGUAGUUUUUUCUUCCAAAAGAAAGUGAUAUUUACCUUUAAAACCCGUGAAAAAUGGCUCUCUGGGUAGAUCGAUACCGACCGCGGGAACUGUCCAAACUGGACUACCACAAAACUCAAGCCUCGCACCUCACCAACCUGUGUGCCCAGGGUGACUUCCCGCAUCUGAUGUUCUACGGUCCUUCGGGAGCCGGCAAGAAGACACGCAUCAUGUGCCUUCUGCGGGAGCUGUACGGUCCCGGGGUAGAACGGCUGAGGAACGAAGUCAUGAAUUUCACCACCCCCUCCAACCGGAAGGUGGAGAUUAUGACCGUCAGUAGCAACUAUCACAUCGAGGUCAAUCCGUCGGAUGCCGGGAUCUACGAUCGGGUCGUGAUCACCGAUAUGAUCAAGCAAAUAGCCCAGACGCAGCAAAUCGAUCCCAGCGGACAGCGAGAGUUCAAAACCAUUGUGCUUUCGGAGGUGGAUGAACUAACCAAGGAUGCCCAGCACGCCCUGAGGAGGACCAUGGAGAAGUAUGUAGCCACCUGUCGGUUGAUUCUGUGCGUUAACUCAACUUCGCGGGUCAUUCCGGCGGUGAAGAGUCGUUGCCUGGGUAUUCGGAUGUCGGCUCCGACCGACGAGGAGAUUGUCAGUAUUCUGAAUAACAUUUGCAAAAAGGAAGGGCUGCACCUUCCGUCGGAACUGGCCAACAGGAUUGCGCAGAAGUCGGAACGUAACCUCCGUCGGGCGAUUUUGAUGUUGGAGGCCUGCAAAGUACAGCAGUAUCCGUUUACCGUGAGCCAAGAAGUGCCGGAGAUUGAUUGGCAGGUGUUCUUGAGGGAAACUGCCAACCAGAUCGUCAAGGAGCAAUCUCCUCAGAAGUUGGAAGCCGUCCGGGAGCGGCUGUACGAGUUGUUGUCUCAGGGUGUUCCGUCGGAUAUCAUUUUCCGGGGAUUGGUAGAGAACUUGGUCAAAAAUUGCGAUAUGACCCUGAAGACGCAGACGCUCAACUUUGCCGGGUCAUACGAACAUCGAAUGCAGCAGGGCAGCAAGCACAUCUUCCAUCUGGAGGCGUUUGUGGCGCAGUUUAUGGCGCUAUACAAGAAGUUUCUGAACCAAGCUUCCACGAUGGAUUUGGAUGAUUUCUAGACUUAUGCUUUGGCCCUUUUCACAGCUUUUGUUCGC
Messenger RNA from Ochlerotatus camptorhynchus, 1180 nucleotides. RefSeq names its product replication factor C subunit RfC38 (gene RfC38). Gene Ontology annotation, molecular function: DNA binding; DNA clamp loader activity. The coding region runs from base 68 to 1144 and encodes 358 amino acids. The record is from RefSeq and is a predicted model, not a curated record. Lineage: Eukaryota; Metazoa; Arthropoda; Insecta; Diptera; Culicidae. Gene Ontology annotation, cellular component: nucleus; DNA replication factor C complex. The transcript is spliced from 2 exons. Gene Ontology annotation, biological process: DNA repair; DNA-templated DNA replication.